GGAAAUAACAACAAUCAUUUACAAUUGUUACAAGUCAUUAUAGUAUUAAUAAAAAUUUGUACAAUGACAAUGACGACGAGUAGUACACUGGGGUCACCUAUUCCUUUGUCGGAAAUAGAAUCCGUGCUGGCAUGGGUCGACACUUUCAAGUUGUCGAGACCUACUAAAAAGAUAAACAGAGAUUUUGCUGAUGCAGUACUUCUAGCCGAAAUUCUUAGCGUAAACUAUCCAAAACUGGUGGAAAUGCACAACUACCCUCCCAGGAACAGUCACGCGCUCAAGCUCAACAACUGGAUGACAUUAAACAGGAAGGUGCUCAAGAAAUUAAAGCUCAAUCUUUGCGCCCAUACCAUGGAACAACUCGCUAACAGUGUGCCGGGUGUUAUUGAAAGAGUACUUGUCAUGGUACGUGACAAAAUAAAACGCGAUGAAGAGGCAGAAAAGGCAAACAAAGAAGGGGAGCAGAAUAUGUCCAGUGGCGGAAGUUACUACGAAGCUUGCGGAGACGACGAACAUGUGUUAGUGGUGCCUGUGAAGAUGCGAGUAAACGGGGUAUUGGAGACCGUACAACAGAAGGUGGUUAACUACGAGGCCUAUACCAACAUCAAACAGGAGUUAAAAGAUUCUAAAGAGACCGCAGAAAUGCUCAGACAGAAGGUGGGCCAUCUUGACGACUUAAUAAAACUGAAAGACGAGAGAAUCAAUGAAUUACAAAAGCAACUGGACAGGAAACAAUUAAGGCGUAAAGAUUCUGAAGGAGUUGUCUCAAACAGCAACUCUACCUCCAACCUGCCGUUUGAAGUAUUACCCUCACCGAUCAUUGACUUAAUCCCAAACAACGCUUCUAGUAAACAAAUUAUUAAACGUAGUGACAGCAAACAACUUGACAUUAAAAAGUCUGAUGAUAAACAAUUUGAUAUAAAACAAUCUGACAGUAAACAAUUUGAUAUAAAACAAUCUGACAGUAAGCAAUUUGAUAUAAAACAAUCGGAUAGUACAAAAUUUGAUAUAAAACUUUCCGAUAGUAAACAAUUUGUAAUUAAACAAUCUGAUAGUAAACUAUUAGCCAAUAAACAAUCUGAUAUUAAACAAUUUGACAUUAAACAAUCUGAUAGUAAACAAUUUGACAUUAAACAAUCUGACAGUAAACAAAAUGACAUUGAACUAACUGAUAUCAAACAAAUUGAUUUUAAACAAAUAGACAUUAUUAAACUAGUUGACUCUAAACCCAUAGAAGAAGGCAAAGAAUAUAAAGAUUUCAAAGAAAUUAUAGAAACAUUUGAGAUUAAAGAAGAAACCAAAGAUAUAAAAGAUUCCAAAUUGCCAUCUUUGAAAAAUUCUAGGAGCAAGUUGUUUUCGAAAGCUUCAUAUCAUCAAAUACAAAGCAAAUUGGCUAUGGACGUGGAUGAUAUGACGAUUGAUAUUGAUAGAAUUAAAUCUGAUGUUUUUAAAGAAGUUGAAAAUACUCCUGAUAUUGAAGGGGUGCAAGACGAAGUGUUCAAGGAUAGUGAACCGGGGAUAAUCACAGAAGUGCAAAUUGGAAUGCCUUCAUUGCCGACUACGAUAGAGGAUGCAAUACAAAAAGAGGUGAUAGAACUGUGUAAGCCAAUAGAAAGAAGUAUGGAUAACUACAUGAACUAGUGAAUACUUUAAACAGACAUGUUUGAUGGUAUGCCUAUAUUGCUUAUGUUUCUCGAAGUGAUUAUGAGUUUUGAUCUCGCCGUUCGUGAUUUAUCACCCAGAUUUGAUCAGAAUUACAAAGUAACUCGAACACUGUAUAACAUUACUUCAGUGCUAGGUAAAUAAAAAAAUACUAAAAUAACUUAUCUAAGUCUUGCUUCUAGGAACCAUCACCUGUAAAUAUUGUUUGUCUUUAUUUGACGCGUACGUUUUAGGAAAUUUUCUGGUCUAUAUAGCGGUAGUAGAAUUGAGACGUGUAUUAAAAUAUUUUUAUUAGUUUUUAGAAUGUUGCGAUCGAUUUAGAAUAAAAGAGUA
Messenger RNA from Hyposmocoma kahamanoa, 1995 nucleotides. RefSeq lists its product as uncharacterized. The transcript has 5 exons. Gene Ontology annotation, molecular function: microtubule binding. Bases 64 to 1641 code for a protein of 525 amino acids. Gene Ontology annotation, biological process: regulation of cytoskeleton organization. Gene Ontology annotation, cellular component: axoneme. NCBI's taxonomy places the organism in Eukaryota, Metazoa, Arthropoda, Insecta, Lepidoptera, Cosmopterigidae. The record is from RefSeq and is a predicted model, not a curated record.